AGCGUCAGACCGGAAACUAAACAGAGCGGCACAGCAGCGCGCGGCGGAAGAAGAUUUUAAUCUGCGUGAAAGUAAACAACAACAAACAAACAGCUGCAGGCUCAUGGAGUCUCAACCUGAAACUCUCACCUGGUUACCGUUGGUUAUAGCAUGGAGCGCACUGAUUGGACGGAUAACUCACUGACUGCACCGCUUCCAGGAUGUAAUACGUGUUUCAGAUCUACAGUCAGCAGCAGGAUGUCAGACUCCUCUGAUGAAGACGACCAGAGGAAGGUUGAAUCGACGAGCAGGAUGUGGGCGGAGUCUCAGCCGGGUCCGUCCAGGUGUCAGCCCACCAGGCAGGGUUACUGUGGAUACUGCAGAGUCCUCUACAGCAACCUGGACCAGCACCUGUCCAGUCUCAGACACCUGGAUUCUGUCCGGGCGUCCUCCCGAGGCUCCAGCACCACCUCCUCCGCCAGCAGUAGCAGAACUAAACUGACCCUGCUGGAACGCUUCCUGCAGGACGUCCAGCAGCACCACCCACACCGCUACAAGGACCCCAGACCAUCUCACGCUGACCUCCCGUCCGUCUCUGCCCCUCCAUCGCCGAGGGAGGAGCUCGAUGAACUCUGUUACUCUGACAACGACAGCCGGUCCCUGGGAACCCGGGAGCGCCUGCCCAGCUCUGACGACGCCUCCUGUCAGCUGGGCAAUCGGCAGAAAGACGACCACACACGCAGCCAAUCUGGUGUGGGACUCGCAAAGGGGGGUAUUCAGGAGAUUGGGUCUGCACCAAUCAGAGAGCAGGAGGAAGGAGGAAUUGUCACCACAAGACACACAAGCACAUCGCAGGCCCAGCCUCCACACACGGAGGCCACACCCCCUGUCCACAGGAAGGCCCACAGGAAGACGAACAGGAGGAAAACCAGCGACUCCUCAUCGUCACCGCCGCACAUGGGUCCAGACCCCGGCUUCAAGCCCCUUUCAGAGCUGCGGCCCUGUCCAAGUCCGGGCCCCUGUCCAGACCCAGGCCCCUGGGCCUCCUCAGACCCGAGGCCCUGGCUGAGCUGGCAGAGGGAGAGGAGAGAGGCUCAUAAAGAGGAGGCCUUCUCUUCUGACCAUACCGACCCCCUGGACCAGACCAUCGAGGAGGUCAUCCAGAUGUGUUGUUAUGGCAUCAGUACCACUACCUGCCAGCAGGAGGAGACAGAGAGCUUCCACUUCAGCCUUCCUGUCUCCAUGGAAACACAGAGCGAUGACUGGGACUCACCGGUACAGGUGGUUUUACAGCGAGGACAAACACUCAGUGACACGCCGCCCUCACAAACACCUGUCCAGGUAAGCAAGGUGGUGGAGCAGGACCUCAGCCGUCUGAUGGACAUUCAGGUGGACCUGGCGGACCAGGUGUACUCGUACCAGCUUGACUCAGCCCUGCACAGCAAGCGGCAAGCAGGUGGCGGAGCCAGGCAGGUCGAGGGCUUUUGGACUCUGCCGAUAGAGGAGGUCCUGCCAGCCCCGGCACAUAUCCCAGAAUCCUUCAGGGGGAAGACCUGGGCCCAGAUUGAACAGGAGGAUGAGGAGAAGGUGGACAAACUGGUCCAACAGUUCAGACAGCAGAGAUUCAUCUGCUACUUCGACAGCGAGUCUCUGGCCAGGUAUGGUAGGAGGAGCCAAAAUAAGAAGGGGUGUGGUGAGAACGAGGGGGUGGAGCCAGACAGUGGCGUCCUGCCUCUAUUGGACUGUGAUGAAGAUGACUCGGCAUACAAAACAAGGAGGAGAAGAAAGAGGCGGGCCUUCAGAGUGGCGUCCAGGUGUCAGGUGGUCAAAGUCAGCCACAGCACUCAGACCGUCCGAUUGGUUGUCCCAGCUGUCCGUCAAGCAGAUACAGAAGCCCCUCCCGCUGGUGUCCCUACAGACAAUCAGGAUGCUGCGGAGAGGACUCCUGAUGUGCAGAUGUGGCACUACCUCCCACCGUCGUACUCAAACAUCAUCACACCUCUGCAGCCUCGAACCUCUCUGGUCUACCUGCUCUGCUCCCCCUCAGGCCCCGCCCCCACCUACACACCUGCACCAGGCUCUGCCCCCAAACGCUGCAGGAAGAAGAGGCGUCCGCUGGAUCAGCAGGGGCUAAAGGUCAAAUACAAACGACUUCCUGUGAGGUUCUACGAUCCCAGCAGCAAUCGAAUCCUGAAGAACCCACCCAAAGGCUUCCUGUGGCGCUGCGGCUCCAGCCUGCCACCACCCUGCGUCCGUCAGCUGUUCAGAAGUCUGAGUCCAGACCUGAACACUGACAGGCUGCCGGGGGAGGGGACAGCAGGGUCCUCCAGGGUCAAAGGUCAAAGGUCAUCAGACACCGCCUUCAGCCACGCCAACAGUUUCCUCCUGAGCACGCUCAGUAGGGGCUCGGCACAGUCUGACAAACAAGACACAGUCAGGAGGCGGGGCAAGACGUCUCAAGCCCCACCUCCUUCACCCCACAGCAGGACAGAGAGGGGGAGAGGGGGGAGGAGGGAGAGGACACGUCCCCCCCCUUCCAAGAGAAGAACCAGGGCUCAGGCCACGCCUCCGCAACCCAGGAGAGAAGGCCUGCGACGGGCAGGACCCAGCAGGAAAGUCCCUGACUCAACAGGCCCACCUCACCCUCCCUCACCCCGCCGGGGCAGGGCCCGGAGGGGGCGGGGCUGCGAGAGGAGUCGAAGGUAGCAGGAUACCUUGUCAGGUUGCAGAAUAUUUGUCCAGGUGGCAGAAUACCUGUUCAUGUAGCAGAAUGCCUGUCCAGGCGCCAGAUCCCUGUUCAGACUGCAGGAUCCCCGUUCGAUAGCAUGCUACCUGCUUGACAGCAGUAUACGUGUUCAGGAGCAGGAUACCUGUCCUGCAGCAGGAUACCUGUAUAGGAGCAGGAUACCUGUCCUGCAGCAGGAUACCUGUAUAGGAGCAGGAUACCUGUUGAGGUAACAGCCUCGUUUUCUAAAUUCAGACAGUAGAAGUUGUCACACUUGUCACACAGAUGUCAGGACGUGAAAUUAUCCAUAAAUAUUGAUCUGAUGAUUAAACCUGGUGGAUCUGAACAUGAAUGAAGAUUAAAGUCUGCGUAAAAACUGGAUUAGUGUCAGUUCAUAAACGAGGUUGCUGGACUCUGUGUGGAAGUGUAUCGAUGUCAGUUUUAAAAUGAAAUCACUCUGAAAGUGUCAUUUUACAUUUGUGUGUGCAAAUGAGAAAACUUAAUGUUUAAAAAGAAAACACUAAUCUCAUUUCUUUACCAAUUUUAUAAUUUCUCUUUCAUGGUGAGAACAUUGACAUUUUUAGGCCAGUUUUUACCAUUUUGUAAGUAAUUACAGUUUCAAACAUGAACAUUAAAACAAAACAAUAAUUGGAACAGUGAAGAUUUAAAUGUAAGACAUGAUGGAAGUGUAAGUAAUUUUGUUCUCUAAAAUAAUUCAAUUUGACAGUUGUGUUCACCGCUGAUCCAGGGUCUGUGGUUUGUUGUGAACUGAAAAUAAAUUUUCAAAUUUUAUUCUCACACAUCGUGAAAAUUAAUAUCAAACUUUAUUCACGUAUUAAGUUUAAUAAAUGGAAUUACUAAUCAGUGAACAAUGGAUUUAGAGGCUAAAACAUACAAAAACAAGCAAACAGCAAAAGAAUUGUAAUAAAAGCAGUAAAAAAAAAUAAAUUAUCGAUUCUAACAUUCAAAUGAAAUGAGUAAGUGAUGAUGACGAGGAUGAUAAGUUAGUAUAAAUAUUGAAAUCGUAAACACGACGUGAAGCCAGUCUGAACGGACGGUUUUUAGUUCACAACCAAAAGGUGGGCGGUCCUGAGUCACGACCCAAAAGCUUUUCUGAGAUCGGUGGAAGCAGUCAGGUGUGAAAGCCAACAGCUGACCAAUCAGCAGGCGUGUUCAGGUGUCAUUCGGCACUCGAGCAGCAGAACGUGUAGCUGAUGGUUCUUUAGUCGGAGAACGUUACGCGAGUCCGUUCUGCUGUUUAGAGGAGUGUGCGUCAUUCUGUCCGUUAGCUCGGAGACAAACGGCCCCACUGUGGAAAUUUUCUCGUAAAUCACAAGAAUUGAAUUUAAAGGUCUGAAAAAAUUCCGUGCACACAAAUGGAAAAUGAAACUUGAAUUUGAUGAAAUCAUUUUAUGAGAAUGUCGGCAGCUGUAUGUUCCUACAACACUAAACACACCUGAAGUUUGUGUGUCAGGUGAGAUGGCCUCUGGUACCUUUUCUUCAGGUACUGCUGUUUGAUUGUUAAUGUCUCAUGUUGUUGAUAUAAGAACUUUUGUACCUUUACACUCAUGUUAAUUUAAAUACCAAUAAGUUCAUGUUGAAUAAACAGCUUUUAUA
Molecule: messenger RNA, 4321 nt
Organism: Chelmon rostratus (copperband butterflyfish)
Lineage: Eukaryota; Metazoa; Chordata; Actinopteri; Chaetodontiformes; Chaetodontidae
Gene: zdbf2
Product: zinc finger, DBF-type containing 2
Exons: 11
Coding region: 151-2685 (844 amino acids)
Biological process (GO): epigenetic programming of gene expression; genomic imprinting
Molecular function (GO): zinc ion binding; nucleic acid binding
Source: RefSeq, a predicted model, not a curated record